AUGUCUAAUCCCGAAAAGGGGGACCAUGUCAUCAACAUCCCGGAUGACGCUUACGAUGGCCGCGACGCGAAACCAUCUGAUAAGGCCGCUUCUGGUCUGCUUGCGAGCGACUACAAUGGCGCUUCAACCACGACCAGGCAAAUCGAAAACAGCGCUGCCUUAUCCAUUGUUGCGUACUCGCUCCAAUUUCUGUCCGUCCCGGUUUACACCAUUUUCAAAAAUCUCACCACUAUCGUCAUUGCGUAUGGCGAAGUACUGUUGUUCGGAGGCAAGGUCACCCCACUGGCCUUCCUGUCAUUUUGCCUAAUGGUCCUGAGCUCGAUCGUUGCAGCAUGGGCCGACAUACAGAGCGCCGCCAACGCGUCUUUGAGUAAAGGCGUCUCAAGCCUGUCAUUAAAUCUUGAUGUCGGAUAUACCUGGAUGGGCAUCAAUAUUGUGUGCAGCGCCGCAUAUCUCCUGUCAAUGCGCAAGAUCAUCAAGAAGAUGAACUUUAGCGAUUGGGACACCAUGUUUUACAACAACUUAUUGACAAUUCCCGUCCUGCUUUCCUGCUCCCUUAUGGUGGAAGACUGGUCUGCUGCCAACCUGGCAAAGAACUUUCCCGAUUCGUCGCGACACAGUAUCAUAGCCGGCAUGAUUUACUCAGGCCUUGGUGCUAUCACCAUCUCGUAUAGCUCCGCAUGGUGCAUCAGAGUCACCUCUUCGACAACAUAUUCGAUGGUAGGCGCCCUUAAUAAGCUACCAGUUGCGUUGAGUGGCUUGAUCUUCUUUUCAGCCCCUAUAACGGUGGGUAGCGUUUCUGCGAUAGCGAUUGGAUUUGUUAGCGGCAUUGUUUACUCCUGGGCGCGGAUGAAAUAG
Messenger RNA from Colletotrichum chrysophilum, 858 nucleotides. RefSeq names its product GDP-mannose transporter into the lumen of the Golgi. Gene Ontology annotation, molecular function: GDP-mannose transmembrane transporter activity; antiporter activity. The record is from RefSeq and is a predicted model, not a curated record. Gene Ontology annotation, biological process: transmembrane transport. Lineage: Eukaryota; Fungi; Ascomycota; Sordariomycetes; Glomerellales; Glomerellaceae. The coding region runs from base 1 to 858 and encodes 285 amino acids. The transcript is spliced from 3 exons. Gene Ontology annotation, cellular component: Golgi apparatus.